This is a messenger RNA of Lachancea mirantina, 657 nucleotides long. Lineage: Eukaryota; Fungi; Ascomycota; Saccharomycetes; Saccharomycetales; Saccharomycetaceae. The record is from the annotation of a GenBank genome assembly.
AUGUCCGUUUGUCUAGCUAUCACCAAGACGCUCGCGGUCUCGUCGCUGGGCAUCUACGCAGGUGUCCUUGCGACAGCCACCACGAUGGUAUUCACGACCCCGAAGGAAAUCCUCCUGAAACAGUCGUGCGCAAAAACUGAGGCCAGCAAGGCCGCCGUCGGCUGGCCCACUGUGCGCGCAAUCAUGCGGCUCGCCGCCGCAGCAGGAGCCUCGUCAGUCCUGUUCUUCGGCCUCAGCUACUUCGGCGCGCCCCCAGUCUGGCGCCACCCGUACUUGCUCUACGGUAUGCUCGUCGCGCCGCUUUCCGGCUGCUACUCGCUGCUCUCCAGCGCGUGUCACGGCAAGAAAUGCUCCAGGGCCAAAACCGGCGCUACGUGCCCGGCCAAGAAAUGUCCCGUGCCUCAUGCGACGCCUGCUGCCCCUGCCUCUGCGCCAGGGUCCAGUCUCGAGGACUCCGUCGUCGACCUAGGUGCGCCCGCAGAGCCCGCUGGACCUGCUGCCCCUCACCCCGUCCCUAUCGCAACCCAGGACUCUGCGCCUGCGAGAACCACAUCUGCGUGCACCGUCCGCAUCCACCUGUCCGUGAUGACCUCGCUCGCGCUUAUCGGGUUCGUGCAGUCCGUCUUUGGCGUCUACGGCGAAGGUUUGUUCGUGUGA